AUGCAGUUCAGUGAUGUAUCCUGUGGGAUACCGUUGUUACUGUCUUAUCCGACGGUGAUCCUGGCGAGUCAUUUGGUGCUCGUUCCGUCUGUUUUGGGAUAUGAUGUGCGAUUAUUCAUUUUACCGUUAUUUGCGGCCUCUACAGUGAGUUGUCUCGGUCUAUGUUGUCGAAUGUGGUCUGAUUUGCGAGCCGUGUCGUCUGUCUUUAUACUUGGGUUUCUCUUUUCGCAAUUGUGUACCGUGUUGGGUACUAUCCAGACAACGACGUUGUCGUUAGUAACAGUGAAAUUGGUACUAUCUCAGGAUUUUGAUUCCUCAUGGGUACAGUUAUUCAAGAUUUAUACUCCACUAUGCCUGUUAAGUGUUACAAUUGCCAAAGAUACUGGAACUGUGGGUCCUUUUAUUGCAUAUGCAGUGCUUCUAUCGUGUUUAAAGUUGGUUCUUCCCAAAAUUCCACACAAGGAAGUAGUGUUGAGGAGUAAGUGGGCUUUUCUGCCGCCUUUAUUUUUGUUUGGUUUACUGAACGCAGUGUGUUAUUUCAAAUCUCUCUACGUGCAGUUUUUGAUGGCUUUUGUCUUUGUUGGUUGCUUGGCCAUCCUACUGCUGUCUACUAAAGAUAUGAUUACAGACGAGAAAGCAUUUACAGUACCGCGGUAUUUCGUGGUUGCAUGUGGUUUGAUGGCAAUAGUGUUGCAAUUUUUGUCCUUUAACUCUAUCUCUUCUUCCAAACUCCUCGAUAUUCUAACUCUCCUGUACACUUUUUCCUCCGAGUACGUUUCAUGGUUUAUUCACACUGAUCACAACGUUCAUACUCAUUCGCAUGCUGUGGAACACUCCGAUAGUCUUUUGGAACAGAUCGCUAAAAACAAAGAUACAAGAUCGAUAUUCUCCUUCUUGUUGCUGAAUACAACGUUUAUGUUCGUCCAACUACUCUACUCGUUCCGUUCCAAAUCUUUAGGCCUCUUGUCAGACUCCUUGCAUAUGGCUCUGGAUUGUACUUCCUUGUUGCUCGGUCUGAUAGCAGGCGUACUCGCGAAAAGACCCCCGAGCGAUAAGUUCCCAUUCGCGAUGGGUUUCCUAGAGACUUUGGCAGGAUUCACUAACGGUAUUUUACUACUCGGGAUCGUUUGUGGUAUUUUUGUCGAAUCGUUCGGUAGGUUGUUCACUCCCGUUCAUUUGCACAAGACCAAUGAACUGCUCGUGGUCGCUACAUUGGGGUUGAUAGUCAACUUAGCUGGUCUAUUUGCAUUCGAUCACGGAGGUCAUUCCCAUGGCUCGGGGAACGAAAAUAUGAGAGGAAUCUUCUUGCACAUAUUGGCGGAUACUUUAGGGUCUGUGGGAGUCAUCGUUUCCACAAUUUUGAUCAAAUUAACCCAUUUACAUAUCUUUGAUCCGCUUGCUUCGCUUUUCAUCGGUUCUUUGAUCUUACUAAGCGCAAUUCCUCUUCUGAAAUCCACCACUUCUUCCAUAUUGUUGAAGCUAGACGAAAAGAGGCAUAACUUGGUGAAGAAAGCGUUGAAUCAAAUCUCUACAACCCCCGGUAUUACAGGUUAUACCACUCCCAGAUUUUGGCCGGCAUCGGUCGAAGCUAAUGUUCAUGCACAUGGACAUGCACAUUCUCAUUCAGACAGCCACUCACAAGAUCAUUCGCAUGAUCACUCGCAUGAGCAAUCACAUGAACACACACACGAUCAUUCGCACGAACAUUCGCAUAAUGAUUCGAAUGAAAUUACCAAAAAACCUCCACUGCUUGUCGGGUAUAUUCAUGUCCAGUACACCGAUGGUGAAAACUCCACUAUAAUAAAGAAAAGGGUCGAGAAAAUAUUCGAAAGCGUUGGAAUAAAGGCUUGGAUUCAAGUCGAAUCAAAAGAUUCACCUUGUUGGUGUCGAACCUCCUCUCAAAAUAUGAUACCCCAAGUAGUUCAGAGCAAAUGA
Torulaspora delbrueckii is the source of this 1935-nucleotide messenger RNA. It is a transcript of the gene MSC2, whose product is annotated as metal cation transporter MSC2. Gene Ontology annotation, cellular component: Golgi apparatus; membrane. Gene Ontology annotation, molecular function: zinc ion transmembrane transporter activity. The coding region runs from base 1 to 1935 and encodes 644 amino acids. NCBI's taxonomy places the organism in Eukaryota, Fungi, Ascomycota, Saccharomycetes, Saccharomycetales, Saccharomycetaceae. Gene Ontology annotation, biological process: zinc ion transport; transmembrane transport; intracellular zinc ion homeostasis. The record is from RefSeq and is a predicted model, not a curated record. The transcript has a single exon.